GAAAGAUAGGAAAAACAAAAAUAGAAAGUUUCAAAGUCCAAUGCACAGGAACUCGUUCAGAUAGAGAGGCAGAAGGAGACAGGGAGAGGUCAUAUCCGGAUCUUAAAAUAUAGAAUAUACAGCCAUGGUAUGUUCUGGCGUCUCCAAUCUGGGUUUUACUUUCCUCCAAUUUUCUUAUUCUUUUUGAGCGCUCCGAAUGCUUGCAGAUUAGACCAUCUUUCAAGACUUAAAAGAAGAAUUUUGUUGAAUUACUACAGCAUGAAGAUCCCUUGCAUAAAUUGCUUUUCUUCAGUAUCAGCAACGGACAACAGCAGACACGAUGAACAAAGUCUAGAGAAUUUCCGCGUGUUCGCUUGCAACGAACUUAAAUCAGCCACCAAUGACUUCCAUCCCUCGUCCAAGAUUGGAGAAGGCGGCUUUGGAUCUGUCUACAAGGGCCGGCUGCGAGAUGGCUCCCUCGUGGCUGUAAAAGUUCUGUCCAUCGAACUAGACUCGAUGCGAGGCGAGAGAGAGUUUAUAGCUGAAAUAGCGUCACUUUCCGACAUCAGACACGAGAAUCUUGUUACCCUUCGAGGCUGUUGUGUUGAUGGAGCUAAUAGAUACAUAGUCUACGAUUACAUGGAAAACAACAGCCUUGCCCACACCUUACUUGGCAGAGAGCAGAACAGGUUGAGAUUUAGUUGGGAAGUAAGGCGGGAUGUUGUGUUAGGAGUGGCUCGUGCACUUGCCUAUCUCCUCGAGGAGGUUCAACCCCACAUUAUCCAUAGAGAUAUCAAGGCCAGCAACAUACUUCUUGACAGAAAUUUUACCCCAAAAGUUUCAGAUUUCGGGCUGGCAAAGCUGCUUUCCGACAGCAAUACCCAUGUUAGUACUCGUGUUGCCGGAACAUUAGGCUAUCUGGCUCCAGAAUAUGCCAUCAGCGGACAUUUGACUCGAAAAUCAGAUGUCUACAGCUUCGGGGUGCUGCUCUUGGAAAUUGUCAGCGGGCGGCAAGUCGUGGAUUUUGGCCUGGGCUAUGGGGAACAGUUCCUAGUUCAGAAGGUAUGGGAAUCCUACAAGGCUAAAGUGCUUGUAAACUUGGUGGAUCCGACCCUUAAGAUGAAUUUCCCGGAGGAAGAAGCUGUCCGAUUCUUCAAGGUUGGCCUACUUUGUGCUCAGGAAACUGUGAAGCACCGGCCACGAAUGUCAAUGGUUGUUAAGAUGUUGAACAAUGAAAUGGACAUGAAAAAUGUCAAGAUUUCGGAACCUGGACUUAUUGCUGAUUUCAUGAAUAUCAGAAUGCGCCAAACCCCUUUAUCUGAGCGCUCAAGUUCCUCUUUUGGGACAACCAUAGGGAGUUCAGCCAAUGUUAGCCGAUGAAGCAGCAAAAUCCUUGCAAGUUGGAGCAUUUAAUGAGGAACAAGAAAAUGGGAAUGUGUCUUUUUGCGCUAGAAGCUUAAUUUUUCAAACUCCAAUUCAGAGAUUACACUUUCCACUGGGGACUGGGGUUUUAGCCACAGCAAGCACCAGGCAACUUGUCCCAAAAGCAGUUUUCGUGUGUUGUUUUGUUUAGAUAAGACCAACAAUGGCUGUGUUUGAAGAAGCCUUUACAAUUGGAGCUGAGAUUUCUGCAGCAAAAUUGUUUUUUUGAGCUUGAUCUUCUGGAGAUAUGAUCUUGUGAACUAUGUAAGUAGUCAUUUCAUUUAUAUUCGAUUGAAUUUUUUUCUUCUAA
Juglans microcarpa x Juglans regia is the source of this 1711-nucleotide messenger RNA. Its product is annotated as putative serine/threonine-protein kinase. NCBI's taxonomy places the organism in Eukaryota, Viridiplantae, Streptophyta, Magnoliopsida, Fagales, Juglandaceae. The record is from RefSeq and is a predicted model, not a curated record. Gene Ontology annotation, biological process: protein phosphorylation. Gene Ontology annotation, molecular function: ATP binding; protein kinase activity. The coding region runs from base 130 to 1359 and encodes 409 amino acids. The transcript has 6 exons.